AUGACACAAACCCAGCAUACAACGCGCAGUUGCAGCAGCAGCAGCAGCGACUUACAGCAUGCGCAGCAGCGACGCCGACGCCAAAUGUCAAAGCAAUUUUCGGCACUGUUGCUGCUGCUGCUGUUCAGCUGCGGCGCAGCCGUCACGACUGCCGCUGCGACUGCGCAGUCGCGCAUCUAUGCGCGGCCGCAGCGUGCAAUAGACGACGCUGCCGCCGAAGUCGAGGCAGCGGAGGCGACGAGCUGCUGCCAGGGCGCAGCAGCCGCAUCUGUUGAGCCUGUCACGCUCGCACUGGAACUGAGCAAUGUGACGGCAGACUUUGGCGAAGCUGAUGGCUCCGGCGAGUCCUCCAAGGAGAACUUUAAGCGCAGCGUGUCGCGUGCUGAAGUGCGCUAUGCAACGCCCGCGAGCUGCUCACCACAGCCCACCAUUGUGGAGCUGAAGCCACUGACGGAGCAGGCCGGCGAGCAGACGGCAUCGAAUGUCUACUAUACGCCGGCGUGUACGCGCAUCAAUCGAUGCAAUGGCUGCUGCGGCUCCACGCUGAUCUCGUGCCAGCCGACGCAGACGGAGACGCUGCAGCUGCGCGUCCGGAAGGUGGAGCGCUUUGGGGCAAGCAGCAAGCGCGGAUCUGCCAUUGUCAGUGUGGAGCAGCAUUUGGCCUGCAGAUGCGAUUGCCGCAUCAAGGCCGAGGACUGCAAUGCGUACCAGGAGUAUCGCAAGGAUCUGUGCCGCUGCGAGUGCCAAAACACGGAUGCGCGCGACAAGUGCCUGGAGCAAUCGGAUCACAAGUACUGGGACGACGCCAACUGCACCUGCGCCUGCCGCUACAAUCAAUCCUGCACCACCGGCACCGUCUUCGAUGAGACGCAAUGCAAAUGCACCGAUAUCAAAAGUCUCGAGUAUUAUUCCUAGAAUACACACAUUCUAUAGCACACUGAAAACUCAUAGAUCCUUUGCUUGUUGUUGUUGUUUGUUUGUUUGUUUCAAAUAUGUGAUAAAUAUUAAAAAAAAAAAAAAAAAAGAAAGGCAGCUUUAUUUGCAGAAGAAA
Messenger RNA from Drosophila montana, 1051 nucleotides. RefSeq names its product PDGF- and VEGF-related factor 1 (gene Pvf1). Bases 1 to 915 code for a protein of 304 amino acids. Gene Ontology annotation, biological process: positive regulation of protein autophosphorylation; positive regulation of cell population proliferation. Lineage: Eukaryota; Metazoa; Arthropoda; Insecta; Diptera; Drosophilidae. Gene Ontology annotation, molecular function: growth factor activity; growth factor receptor binding. Gene Ontology annotation, cellular component: membrane. The transcript is spliced from 5 exons. The record is from RefSeq and is a predicted model, not a curated record.